ACAUAUCUUUUUAUUGUCAUUUUUUUUCUGGCCAGGUCCAAAAUUUGAUUUACAAAAAAUUAUGGAUACGUUAUAGUCAUAAGAUUGUACUAUUAAGGAUUUUUAUUAUCUAUUGGGACUAACUAACUAAGAUUCUGACUAUAAAUGCUUACUUAAAAAAAACAGUUAUUCUGCCAAAAAUAUUUUUGUAUCAACCUUUUUUUAAAUAAUGUUUAUUUUAUUUUAAUUUAUUAUUAUUUUUUUUUAUUUUAUUCUAUUUUAUUCUUAGACUUACUCGCAUUGCACUGCACAGGUCUGACCACAAGAUGGCGCUUCUUCCGCACAGGACCGUAAUCAAAGGUGUAACCUUAAAAUCCUUCCCCUUGAGAAAACCUCAGAUAUUCCCUUCUGCGGUCGGACAGAAUGUCGGGCAGAAAGCCCCGGUCUGUGGCGAACCCUCUGGAGUCUGCAAUCACCACACCUAGUGAGAGGAUACUAAAGGAAUGCCACAAUUUGUAUAUCGACAGCGAAAACGGCCUGGUAAAGAUCGCCAGCUGCCUGGGAGUUCGUCUCCUCCCUCCGAGAAAGAAGAUCAUCGUGAUGAUAAUGGGUAACCACUCUGCAGGGAAGAGCUCUUUCAUUAACUGGUAUGUGGAGGAGCACAUUCAGAAAACAGGUGUUGCCAUUGAAACCCAGGGCUUUACGUUCAUCACAAGCGGUCGAAAGAGGGAGUCGCUGACGGGGAAUGCCACACUGCAUCUAUAUCCUCACUUUCGCCCACUCCUCGAGUUCAAAGGCGUCACAGACUACCUCUCUGCAGAGAUCUCCACCUCAAAGCAGAAGAAGUUCAGCUUGGUGACAUUCGUGGACACUCCCGGCUUGGUGGACGGAGACAUGAUCUACCCGUUUGACGUCAACAGCGCCAUCACCUGGUUCGGAGAGCAGGCAGAUUUGGUGUUCGUGUUCUUUGACCCGAUGGGUCAGGCGCUGUGCAAACGGACGCUCAACAUAGUGGAGAAGCUGAGUGAAAAAUGCAGCGACAAGCUGUAUUUUUAUCUCAGCAAAGCAGACGAAGCUGGCAAGGAGACGGACAGGCAGAGAGUAAUGAUGCAGAUUGUUCAGGAACUGUGUCGGCGUCCAGGUCUCAACAAAUGUGGGUUUGAGAUGCCGACGAUAUACAUCCCCAACCCACAGAAGCCGAGCAGAUGUGUGAACCAGAUUGACAGCGUUUGUCAGACGAUCGAAAAGACCAUCAACCAGGCUGUUCAGAAGACUCUGGAUCAGCUGGAGAAAGACUGUGACCUCAUUUGCUCCAGCAUCAGCAGCAGACUGGACCAGGACAGGGCGGAUGUGACUUACAACAGAAGUGUGCGUCUCCAUGCGUUUCUGUGUGGCGUUUUGGGCGUUUUCCUACCUUUCCUUUUCAUCGUCAGUUUCAUUGUGAACACCGUUUCUAAAGAGCAGCUGGAUGAGCUGCUCGGCGAAGGUCCAGCUCGCACUGUCACAGUCCUCACAGGAAUAGUGAUGUAUGGAUGGGACUGGAUACCAGAAGAUGGACAGGUUGUGUUCGUCAUCGUUUUUGGUGCUUUUUGCUACCUCCUGCUUUUCCUGGCAAAAUAUUUUGCAAGACGAAGGAAUAAAACUCUGACGAAGAAGGAGAAAAGGAAAAUGGCGGAAUACAAUGACUAUAUUCACGACAUCGUCAAAGCUAAAAAGGGUAAACUGUACGAAUGGUACCUUCAGCAGUGUGCGGCAGAAAACGACCUCUGAACCGCGGAGCAUUGUUUUCAGGAUAACCUGCACAUCAGUCAGUGUGUGAGGAGAUGUGUGUCGUCAUGUUUUCUGUUCUGUCAGUCACAGGUGUAACCUUUAAUGAUCAUCAUCUCAGCCAGCAAUUUGAAAAGUGCCUUGUUUACUCAGCACUGGACCAGCCAUGAUUGUAGAUGAUAACGUUUCUUAUCAGAACUUUUUUUUUUUUUUUUUUUUUUACAGAAAUGUUUACAAAAGGACUUUUCUCUCUUUAAGCUUAGCUUCUAAGCAAAUACUCUCAUUGUAUGGUCCUGACAGAAGCGUGACCCGUGUGAAUGUUCCUUUUGUAUGCUGACAGUGAAGCUCCAAUACUGUGAUAAUAACUGUCUGGCUAUUAUGUAGUCAUCAACCCUCCUCUGCCGAGCUCCACUCUGCCUACAAAGAGCCCAUCUCACCUGUGAAUUUUAAUGUAGUGAUGUAUUUCUGGGUUUUGUCUUCGCUUUAAGCCAUCAUUUGUUACUAAAACAAAUUUUACUUGAAUAAAAUAGUAGAUAAAGGUGAGCUAUUCACUGCCAAAUUCCUCAAUCAGUUUGAUUUAGGUUUAAAAUGUCACGUCGAUUCACUUAUUAAAUCCAUGUAAAAUUCCUAAACCAAUUUUGUUUGGUUAGUAAAAACAAAUUUAAGUCUAAGUUGCAUCUAUAAAAUUGUGAAUUCCAUUAAAAUAAAAAAUGCUCUUAGUUUAAAAAAAAACAUGAAUUGCUUUUUUACAAUUUUUUAUUAAUAUUCUAUCUUUUUUUUCUUCUAAACACAGCCCUACUUAUCAAUAACUCUCAGUUAUGCUUGUAAGCACUGAAACCUUUGCAUCUCCGGAGGCAUUAAACUGUUAAUACUCUGUAAACCUUCAUGCCAGUACUUCUCCGUAUGAAUAUUCAUCAGUCUAAACAGAUACGGUGCUCUUUUUAUUACAGGAUGCACCGAUCAAAAUCAGCACAUCAGCAUCAGAGCUAAUUUUCACAUUUUUUUUAAUUAAAUCUUGUUUGCAUGUAUUAAACAUUCAGUGUUUUUACUGUCAGGUGCAGUUAUGUAAUAAUGAUGAGAUUCAUUCGAGUAAUUGUUAGAUUUCUAAAAGCAUCAAAGUGCUGUCCCUUAUGAACUCAUUUGGGAAAAUUUGAAAUUUUGAAAACCAGAUGAAAGAAAAUAAAUCUUAAAUCACAUCUUGAAAAUAUUUUAAGCAAUAACCAUAAUUUGGGAGCCGAUCAAAGUAUUCUGACAUUUAAAUGAUCAAAUGUUAAAACAAUUAAAUGCUUCAUUUCUUAUUGUAGGAUCUUUUAAAUCCUCAGUUUUCCUCAAUUGGUUUCUAGCUAUUUUAAAAGAAAGUAUGUACAUUUUUAACCCAAAUAACUACUUAUUAAAAGAAAAUAUACUCUUUUUUUCUAACAAAGAUCCUGAUAGCGUCAUAAAACAGUAGGGUUGACAUCUUUUGUUGAGAAUUAAAACAAAAACUGCUAUAAAACCAAACUUACACUCCUCAAAUCAAACUGUUUUCAGUGUUGGUCGUCAUUAAUGGAGUUUUGAUUAACUUUUGGUGGUAAAAAUCAAUAAAUAAUGAAGUAUAUACAAAUUUUUCACAAAUGUAGUCGCUUUCUAACAGUGGUGUCUGAGAUUACAAAAUGUGAGCUUUUAAUGUUCUUUGAAUGUCGGCACCUAAAUCAAAUAAAGACACUGAAUGUUACCGGGCAUUUGUUUAAAAAAAUAAACCCUCAAAUAUUUAUGCAUAUAUGUUUUUCAAUCUGAGUUUUAAAUGGUGUAAACAAUUGGAUCGGUGCAUCUUCAUGAUUUAUCCCAAAUAUAUAUGUAUAUAUUUUAAAAAAAAACAACCUCUGGGCUGUUUGCAAUAAUAUCAUGAACUCCUUUUAGUUUGAUUUUGUGUGUCAUGUUUUCUAGACAUAUUUAGAUUUGUAUAUUUUGUGUUCUUUUAUUAGUUUUUUGUAAAUCAAUAAAAUCUUUACACUUUA
Molecule: messenger RNA, 3743 nt
Organism: Oryzias melastigma (Indian medaka)
Lineage: Eukaryota; Metazoa; Chordata; Actinopteri; Beloniformes; Adrianichthyidae
Exons: 12
Coding region: 403-1749 (448 amino acids)
Molecular function (GO): GTPase activity
Source: RefSeq, a predicted model, not a curated record